Messenger RNA from Acinonyx jubatus (cheetah), 12019 nucleotides. RefSeq names its product activator of transcription and developmental regulator AUTS2 (gene AUTS2). The record is from RefSeq and is a predicted model, not a curated record. The transcript is spliced from 18 exons. NCBI's taxonomy places the organism in Eukaryota, Metazoa, Chordata, Mammalia, Carnivora, Felidae. The coding region runs from base 6737 to 10063 and encodes 1108 amino acids.
AGAGAGACACAGAAUCUGAAGCAGCUCCAGCCUCUAAGCUGUCAGCAUAGAGCCUGACACGGGGCUUGAACCCAUGAACCGUGAGGUCAUGACCUGAGCUGAAGUCAGACGCUUAACUGACUGAGCCACCCAGGCACCCCUGAACAUAUUUCUAUAAUAGAAAAAUGAAUAAAUAGAAUGUUCCUUAACAUGUUGCGUGUAUAGACAGAGCCCAUUUUGUAAAGCUGUUUAAUUCUUCCUCUCAAAAGAGGAUUAUUGGUUUCCUGCCUUUAAUCCAGUCUUAAACAGUUUGACCUUUCUGAUGGCUUUUUUGGAAUGUUCUGAGGAAAAAAAAAUAACAAAACUCACACAACCUCAAGGAAUUCUAAGUAUCGAAGUUCACCUCUAUGAAGGUAAUUGGUUCAGAAACUGAGUAUUAUUUGCUAUACUUCAGUGCAUGGUAAUAGGUCAUUGUUCAUGCAUCUAACUCUGGGAUAGCUUGAGUUUGUUUGCCCACGUAGUAAUUAUGACAAGGGAGGAACAUUACCCAGGAGGGGACUCUUUAGAGGGGAAGGUGGCCUGCAGCUGACCCUGUGGAAGCCGUUCUUCUCCUCCUCCAGUCUUCCUGCAAGAUGGCUCUGUGUCUGCUGAGACCUUUUUCCCACCUUGAGAAUCCUAGGUGGGACUUUGGCCUGGUUCCUUCAAGGACUCUGGAAACUACUUAGCUUGGAGUGGUGCCGUGUGAGUCUGUUCUUGGCAGCAGGCCUUGGCUUUUUUCCUGCUAGGCCCUGUGCCUCUUAGGAGCAGAGAGCAGGUCAGAUGCAGAUAACACAGGCACGAUGCCGGUCUCUGAAAUGCUCAGCUGAUGUGUAUUUCUCCCUCCCCCUAAGGGUUUAAUGAAGAACACAUUUAUCACGGAGUGUAAUGAGUAAGAAAGAACAUGUGGCUUUUUUUUUCCUUUCUGCUGAAUAGCAGAGAGUAGGAUAAAAAUCUCUCUGUUUACAAGUCAGCUGUAUCUCUUUGUAAGUUGUGUUCAAGUAAUUUUAAGCUUUACUGUUAAGCUAAACUUCUAAACAGUUUCAUUUGCAAAGUCUUUCUUGGAGGUCCAAGAGAAGCUUUUGUGAGGAUUUGAGGUCUGAGAUGAGAAUUGUGAGUUAAGUCAAGGUAGAGUUGUGUGUGUGUGUGUGUGUGUGUGUGUGUGUGUGUGUGUGUGUGUGUGUGUGUGGUUUGCAUGCACAUUGUGUGCAUGAAUGCAUGUGCUUGCUUGGGCAGGGACAGGAGUGUUGAGGAACAGAGGAAGAGUCUUUGCCAGCAGAGGAAACACCAUAUUCGAAGGCUGGAAGACUCCUGCAAAUUUUGACGGAUAAUGAAUCCUUGCAAAGGUUUUACAAGAGCUGUGACCAGCCCUGUUUGCUGAGAAAAGAGAAAGUCCUUCAGCGCCCAUCAUACCUCUUCAGCCUCUCUUAACAAGUGUUCAGAUGCUCCGCCAGAGGAAGUGGUGUGUUCCAAGUACAGCUGUGAUGGAAAUGGAGUUCUUUUAGUGCAGCUGAAGCAGUUCCUCCACACAGACUGUCCCAUUUUAACAGUAAACUGUCUGUUUAAAACGAAACAAAACAAGCUGGCGGGAGUUGGAAGGAGAAGGAGUUUAUGUCAGAAAAUGAAAAUGAGUUGCUGUAGAAGGCCUGUCUUGGUUACGGUUUCAGAGUUAUUAAGAGGACUCAAUUGCUAGUUUGUUUUAUCUCUGUGCAUGUUUUUGUGGACUUUAAUUCUCCAGAAAACGUUAAGGAUAAAACAGCAGUCAUGUUUUUAUUAGGGAACACACUCCUGUUUUUGGAAAUGACUGCCUUGCAGCUGACAGGCCAUGCCAUUUCUCACUGGUGUUUGCCAAGGAGCUAGGGAGACUCAGAGCAUCUUCCCUGGUCUUCUUUCCCUCUUCCUUUUGGCAAGUCAGGCUUUGAACAUAAUCAGAGUGUGAUUAAGGCUCUAUUACAGCAGGUAGAGGGUCUGACUUGAAGUCUAAGAAGUGGUAUUUUGAUUGUGUUUCCAACUGACUAUAGCUAAGAAGCAAAGGUUAGGAGGUUGUGAUAUAGUUGAAGGUGACACUGCUUUUAGUUUUUGUUAAGCUCAGUUGUGAGUCUUGAGCUAUGUUAACUGCUUUACAGACACGGGUCCAUUGAAUUGUCACAGAAAUCCUCAUGUUUAGGUAGGUUUGAUCAGCCUCAGUGUACAGAUGGGGAAGCUGAGGUUGAGUGAGAUAACUAGUUUACAGUUAAACCCAGCAUUUGGCGUGGCCACUAUUGGAACUGAGGUCCCUCUGUCUCCAAAGCUUUUGCGGGUAACCACUGACUGUUGCGUUAUAGUCUCUCUCUCAAAGUAGCCUUUUCUUCCUGCCUUCAUCACUUCUUGUCUGUCCCCUCUUUUAAGACGCUUUAAACAAAAUGUAAUCAGAAAUCUACCUCUUGAAUUGACCCUCGUCUCCUUAUGUCCCAUUAGGCAGUGCCUUAUAUUCAUGCAAAUAUUAGCUGUUUUGAGGGGAGAAAGUAAAUAGCGAUUCUAUUUUAGCUCCCCUUGAUUCUAAGAGAAUUUGUGUUGUGUUAUUAAUUCUGUCUGUUCCAGGAUCCUACUAAAGUGACCAGAAAUGUGUAACACAGUUAUAGUCCUAGACGUAUUCUCAGGGAUACCCUUGGGUGCAGUAGCCUGAAGCCAGGCUAACCAGCCAGAAAGACUCAUAGACCCAGCUUAGCCACUGACUUUCUGAGACCUUGGGGAAGUCACUUUACCUCUCUGGGCAUCACUGCUUUCAUCACUGUGGUGUUUGACCCAGGUCACUUCCCAGUCUAGAAUGCACAACCUUUAUCAGGGCACUAAAUAGGUCACAUGUGGCAUGUCCUUGUAUGCCCAUUUGUUUACAGAAGGGAUGCUUAAUGAAAUAGAAAUUCAUUAAAAAGCAUUAUUAAAUUCUUACAUUUUGUGUUUCUUCAAUUAAUGAAUACCUGCUAAAAUUCAGUAUGUUAUCAAAUGGGGACUUCCUUAUUUCUUUUUAUUAUUAUUAUUGUUUUUAUUUUUAUUUUGAGAGACAGAUAACGAGCAGGGGAGGGGUGGAGAGAAAGGGAGAGAGAGAGAAUCCCAAGCAGGCUCCACACUGUCAGCGCAAAGUCCAACGUAGGGCUCAAACUCACAGACCAUGAGAUUGUGACCUGAGCCCAAACUGAGAGUUGGCUGCUUAACUGACUGGGCCCCCUAGGCACCUGAAUCCUUCUUUCUUUUUAAUUAAAAGAGGGCCUCAUGCUAAAAGUUAGACAUUAUUGGUUUUCAUGAACUUAAAAAAAAAUUUUUUUUUAACAUUUAUUUGUUUUUGAGAGACAGAGCACAAGCGGGGGAGGGGCAGAGAGAGAGAGAGAGAGAGAGACAGAAUCCAAAGCAGGCUCCAGGCUCUGAGCUGUCAGCAUGGAGCCUGGCGCAGGGCUUGAACCCACAAGCUGUGAGAUCAUGACCCGAGCUGAAGUUGGAUGCUUAAGUGACUGAACCACCCAAGCACCCCAGUUUUUACAAACUUUUAAAGUCUUUUCCCAAUUAGAAUAUUCGCUAAGCCUACAAAAUGAGUCUAAAUACUUGAUUACCAAAAUUCUGGCUUUUGGUACUCUUUCAUUAUCUUAUUUUUUCCUCUUCUCCAUGAGCAUUUGUAGUUACAAUAAAAGGGGGAAAAAUCGUGAAGAAAUGAAUUGACCUCUAAAAGAACCAAUCGCCCAUAAUCUGUCCCUGAACCCCGAAUGCCAUGCUGUCACAUCUGUAAGUAUGGUUGGUCCGUGGUCACCCAGUCAUCUUUCCCCUCCGCCUCCCUCUGUCCUGUGAAACCCUGCACACCUCACCUUCCUUUCAGACCACAGGCCCCUCUGGCCUGCCCUCAUUCCUCACCCAGCCUUGUUAUAUGGGAACCCCUCACUGCUUCUGUUCCUGUUCUUGUCUUUCUUCCACUUCCUUCUGGGAACGUGUCGGCUGUCUGCUGUCUCUUAAGCUUCUGUGUUCCACUUGAAUGAAUUAAAAUUCUGUCUGAAAUGUUACCGUUUAUAUAGAUUACAUAAUGUUAUGUAGGUAUUACAGUGGACCUCAAUAUCUGAAGUUUUUUCAUUGCUGCCCAUCAGUGCAUUUAUUGAGUUUCCUUCUUUGUCCCUUUGGUAGCAGUUCCAGACUGUCUCCACGGAAGGCUGCAACGCUGGCAAACAUUUAUCAGGAACUUACCAUGCUAGAGAAAAUGUGCUAAGGACUUUACAUGCAUUGUGUCAUCCCCAUUCUUGCCGUGAGACCUAACUUUUCCUCCCUCCAUCCCGUCCAGCAAGUACUCGCUGAGCCUCAGCCGUGUCCACGUACUGGUCCCAAGUCACAGGCUGUAGCUGUGAUGGAGGGAGCCUGGGACUUGGCUCUGGAGAGGCUUCCGCUUCAGAGGGAGAUGCGAGAAGUAAAUAGGCAAACGGCACAUUGUACGAGAAGUGCUCCAGAGGGGAGAUGUUUGGUAUGUGACAGAUGCACCCACUGCAGGAUCAGGGGUGAGGAUGAGGACAGCGUCUUAGAGGAAGUGACAGCUAAGCACCAAUCUAAAGGAUGAGAGAAUGUGAGUUAGGUGAUGAGAUAGGGAAAUGUAAGGGUGUUCUUGGAAGUAGAACACCCGGAUUCUGGAAAGACUCAGGGAACUGAGAGGGGCCAGUACGAAUAGAGCCAUCGUUCUCAGAGAAAUUAGUGGCCUUCAGGUGUGAACCCCAUUCGCUCCAUUUCCUGCCUCCGAAGUGAUUUACACCCUCACUUAUUACCUCAAAUUAGAACCCGCUGGGAUCCUUUAUUGUCCAUGCGUGUUCGGAGGUGAGUUUUGACACCCUCGCCAGUCUCAGUAGGAAGUUUGGGUGCCUGCAGAGGAAAACCUUCUUCAAAAACAUUAUGAGAAGCUUUAUGAUUAUUGUGAUGUAGGGGCAGAGUGUUUCAAGAGGGCUUUUCAAAGACAAUCCCUCCUAAAAUUUGGAACGCAGAAAUGAAGCCGCUGCUUAGCCUGACGGUGUGGAAUAGCAGUUUCGAAAAUGGACGCAUGUCCCUUUUCAGUCAAGACAUUUAGUAAAUCACAUUUUGGCCUCAGCGAAUGUUACGCCCUCAAACACCUCGACUGAGGAAAGCAUGAUGUACCUCGGCUGAAGGGUCUGUAGGGAUGAAGGGUCGGAGCUUCUAGGACACAAAGGUCGGGGAUGAAAUGAUGGACCACACGUGCUCCUGGCCAUUUGCAGAUGUGAAACGGAGAUAAACCCCUUGUGGACGUGGGCCCUCCUGAUGGGCCGUACGGGAUGCUCAUUAGAACAGCCCACAGGUUUCACUGUCCCGUGCAUCGUUUACAAUAAAAGUGGGCACGAGCCAGCUGAGUGGGAAAAUAGUUCAAACUGUUUUUUCAAACCACUUUGAAAGGUGGAAGCUGAUGAUAACUCAACCUGUUUCUCUCUGCAGGUGAGGGGAGUUUACAUCAUCCUGUAGACUGUAGUUUUAAAUCCAGAGGAAUCUUAAUUAUUUUGUAUUUAAUAAAUAUUUAUCACUUGCGGGCAGGGGUGUGGGAAGUAUGGACAGGAGAUGUGCCAACCUGUUAUUAAAUAGUUUGAGGAUCGCUGUUUCCCACGGGUCUGAUUGUGUCUAGCAGAUUAUCUGUAGCGCAGCGGUGCACGUUCGCAUAUGCUAAAGCCACGCUCCUAGAUCUCCCCCCUCAGUCUCUGUCCCUUCUGUUUCUUGCAUCUUAUAGAGUGGGUGCUGUGAUUCUGUUUCACCUUUUUUUCUCCCCAUGAAAUCUUGAAAAGUUCAAUGAGUUAAUAGUGAUAAAACAAAAAUAAAAACACUGUACAUUUCUGGGGGGGAAAAUGUGCAUAUAAAAUGUCAAUCAUCUUCCAAGCUGUUAGUUCCUGAGGCUGAAUACCGGGAGCUGCUUUGGCAGCUAGUAGAGGUAAAAGGGAAUGGCAAGAGAAAGCUGGCCCUGUUCUCCUCCUCUGGCUACAGGAGGUUGAAAGAUGUUGUUUCAGCUGGAGAAUUUAAAAUGGAUUCUUAUUCGCUUUUUGCCGAAGAGACCGGACUGUUUUGAGUGUUGUAAUCUUCUGUAGGCAUGGAGAAAGGUCACCUCCUGAUCUUGUUUUGGGGACCGUGGGGCUAAAGUUGUGGCAGAGUCCUUUAUCUAGACACAGGCUCUUGUCAGAAUAAUGUUUGGCCAGGUGUUAAUCUGUGUCCUGAGGGACCGUGCUGGAAUUCAUUAUUCAUCCGGCGGGAGUUGGGGUGGGAGGAGGAGGUGGGCCUUCUGGGAGGGUGCGGGGCCAGGGCCUGCCUCCCGCCUUUCCUGACAUGUGCCAUUUGUGAGGAAGGCAGCUGAAGCCCAUUUGAGGAAUUCUGUCAGCCAGCCAAGAGAGCAACGCAGAGGGAGCGAGCAGAGGGAGGGAAAAGCAGGCGGCUCAGGAGCCAGUCCUGGAGUGCAGUUUCCGGAAACACAGUGUUGUAGGUGCAGAGGGAAGGUGUACAGGAACGCAAAGGGGAAGGAGGCCAGGUUUGAAGUAGUGCAUUUUCCCGUGUCUCCCCCCUUUGCCCCUCCUGUCUUUGAAUACACGUCGUCCUCUGGAAGCCUCCGUAUCUUGAAAGAAGCCUUUGCCUGAAACACGGCUUUUUCUUCAGUGUUGUACUGUUAGGUUUUUUCUUUUCCCUUUUAUUUUUUUUUCCAUCUUCUCUUCCUCCGAGGGCAGGAGGUGAGACAAUGAUCAAGUCAAGCUGGUUUUAUGUUAAGUUCAAGUAUGCAGAGAAGCUGAAGCCAGGCCAGAACAGCUGCAGGGACAGUGACAGUGAAAGCGCCAGCGGAGAAUCCAAGGGCUUCCACAGGAGCAGCUCCCGGGAAAGGCUCAGUGAUAGUUCAGCUCCUUCCAGCUUGGGAACAGGCUACUUCUGUGACAGCGACAGUGACCAGGAAGAGAAGGCAUCAGAUGCCAGCUCUGAAAAGCUCUUCAAUACUGUUAUUGUAAACAAAGAUCCGGAGUUAGGUGUCGGCACACUGCCCGAACAUGACAGCCAGGAUGCAGGGCCGAUUGUCCCCAAGAUAUCCGGUCUAGAGAGAAGCCAGGAGAAGAGCCAGGACUGUUGCAAAGAGCCCAUCUUUGAGCCCGUGGUGCUUAAAGACCCCUGCCCUCAGGUCCCCCAGCCGCUGCCCCAGCCCCAGGCGGAACCCCAGCCCCGAGCUCCUUCUCCGGACCCCGACCUGGUGCGGCGCACAGAGGCCCCGCCUCAGCCCCCACGUCCAAGCACACAGCCACCACAGGCGCCCCCAGAGGCCCAGCUUCAGCCCGCCCCUCAGCCUCCGGUGCAGAGGCCGCCGAGGCCGCAGUCCCCCACCCAGCUGCUCCACCAGAGUCUCCCGCCUGUGCAGGCCCAUCCCUCAUCCCAGAGCCUCACCCAGCCAUUGUCCGCCUACAACAGCAGUAGCUUAAGCCUCAACAGCUUAAGCAGUAGCAGAAGCAGCACCCCAGCAAAGACUCAGCCCGCCCCGCCUCACAUCUCUCACCACCCUUCGGCCUCCCCGUUCCCCCUCUCACUGCCCAACCACAGCCCCUUGCACAGCUUCACACCCACCCUCCAGCCCCCCGCACACUCACAUCACCCCAAUAUGUUCGCCCCUCCCACGGCUCUGCCUCCGCCACCACCUCUGACUUCAGGGAGUCUGCAGGUCCCCGGACACCCGGCCGGAAGCACUUACUCAGAGCAAGACAUCUUGCGACAGGAACUGAACACACGCUUUCUGGCCUCUCAGAGUGCUGACCGCGGGGCUUCCCUGGGCCCUCCGCCCUACCUGCGGACCGAGUUCCACCAGCACCAGCACCAGCACCAGCACACGCACCAGCACACGCACCAGCACACCUUCACGCCGUUCCCCCACGCCAUCCCCCCCACCGCCAUCAUGCCGACGCCAGCACCUCCCAUGGUGCGUACCCCAGGCAGAAAUUUUGACAAAUACCCUACAAAAGUUGACCCAUUCUACCGGCACAGUCUCUUCCAUUCCUACCCUCCUGCAGUAUCGGGCAUCCCCCCUAUGAUUCCACCCACUGGUCCUUUUGGUUCACUACAAGGAGCAUUUCAGCCGAAGACCUCCAACCCUAUCGAUGUUGCUGCUCGACCCGGGACCGUCCCGCACACUCUGCUCCAGAAGGACCCGAGGUUGACAGAUCCUUUCAGACCUAUGUUAAGGAAACCAGGGAAGUGGUGUGCUAUGCAUGUUCACAUCGCCUGGCAAAUCUACCACCACCAACAGAAAGUCAAGAAACAGAUGCAGUCAGACCCACAUAAGCUGGACUUCGGAUUGAAACCCGAGUUCCUGAGCCGCCCCCCAGGCCCCAGCCUCUUCGGAGCCAUCCAUCACCCCCAUGACCUGGCCCGGCCUUCAACUUUGUUCUCUGCCGCUGGUGCUGCACACCCAACCGGGACCCCUUUUGGGCCACCGCCUCAUCACAGCAACUUCCUUAACCCUGCCGCUCACCUGGAGCCUUUUAACCGUCCGUCUACGUUCACUGGCCUCGCAGCGGUUGGUGGCAAUGCCUUCGGGGGACUUGGAAAUCCUUCAGUUACACCCAACUCAAUGUUCGGCCACAAGGAUGGCCCCAGUGUGCAGAACUUUAGCAGCCCUCACGAGCCCUGGAACCGGCUGCACCGAACGCCUCCGUCGUUCCCGACCCCUCCGCCCUGGCUGAAGCCAGGCGAGCUGGAGCGUAGCGCGUCCGCUGCAGCUCAUGACAGAGAUAGAGACGUAGAUAAACGAGACUCAUCUGUUAGUAAAGAUGACAAAGAAAGGGAAAGCGUUGAGAAAAGACACUCCAGCCACCCUUCACCAGCACCUAUCCUCCCAGUGAGCACCCUGGGACAUAACCGUAGCUCCGCUGAACAGAUCAGGGGUCAUAUGAACACUGAGGCUCGCGAGAAAGACAAAUCCAAAGAGAGGGAGAGAGACCACUCGGAAUCCCGCAAGGACCUGACCGCCGACGAGCACAAGGCGAAGGAGGGCCACCUGCCGGAGAAGGACGGCCACGGCCACGAGGGGCGAGCCACGGGCGAAGAGGCCAAGCAGCUGGCCCGGGUGCCGUCACCCUACGUGCGGACCCCCGUGGUGGAGAGCGCCAGGCCCAACAGCACCUCGAGCCGCGAGGCCGAGCAGCGCAAGAGCGAGCCGGCCUACGAGAACCCCAAGAAGAGCUCGGAGGUCAAGGUGAAGGAGGAGCGCAAGGAAGACCACGACCUGCCUCCGGAGGCCCCGCAGACCCACCGGUCUUCGGAGCCACCUCCUCCAAACUCCUCGUCCAGCGUGCACCCGGGGCCCCUGGCCUCGAUGCCCAUGACGGUGGGGGUGACGGGCAUUCACCCCAUGAACAGCAUCAGCAGCCUGGACAGGACUCGCAUGAUGACCCCGUUCAUGGGCAUCAGCCCCAUCCCGGGCGGAGAGCGGUUCCCGUACCCUUCUUUCCACUGGGACCCCAUACGGGACCCUCUGAGGGAUCCCUACCGAGAACUUGACAUUCACCGGAGAGACCCGCUGGGCAGGGACUUCCUGCUAAGGAACGACCCUCUGCACCGUCUCUCGACGCCGCGGCUCUACGAAGCCGAUCGCUCCUUCAGGGACAGGGAGCCUCACGAUUACAACCACCACCACCACCACCACCACCACCCUCUGUCUGUGGACCCUCGGCGGGAGCACGAGCGCGGGGCUCACCUGGAAGAGCGGGAGCGCUUGCACAUGCUCAGAGAAGACUACGAACACACACGGCUCCACCCCGUGCACCCCGCCUCCCUGGACGGACACCUGCCGCACCCCAGCCUCCUCACCCCGGGGCUCCCCAGCAUGCACUACCCCAGGAUCAGCCCCACCGCGGGGCACCAGAACGGACUGCUCAACAAGACCCCCCCGACGGCGGCGCUGAGCGCGCCCCCCCCGCUCAUUUCCACGCUGGGGGGCCGCCCGGUCUCCCCCAGAAGGACUACCCCUCUGUCUGCAGAGAUGAGGGAGAGGCCUCCUUCCCACACCCUGAAGGAUAUCGAAGCUCGGUAAGGAGGGCAGGACGCGAGGGAGGAAAGAGAAGCCCUUGCACACCAACAGGGCGCCAGACCGGAGACGGGGAGCCAGCGCGGGCCCACCAGACUGGGGUGGGGGGGGGCCGCACGCCCCGCCUCCUCCCCUUGUAAAAAAUGUAUAGGCUCCAGUGCAGAUUUUGAAAUGGUUUUUUUUUUUUGUAUAUCAUAUGUUGAAAUUUUUCAGAUCUUUCAGCCAAGUCCUAUGUUCUCAUGUCUCUAACUCUUUUGGUUUCUUGCAUAAGACUUUUUGAUUUGAACCAAAACAGUGAAGACGACAGACACACAGCGACGCGGUGGUGACUGGGGGAGAGGCAAACAGCGGUCCACGCAGCCCAUCGUGCGAAGCUCCUUCAGAUGAGAAAGGAAGGCCGUGUACAUAGCUAUGUAAAAACACACACACAGAAAAAACAAAAAACGAAACACAAAAACACAUUGCUUCGUGAGCUAAUGGUUCAUAUAUGCAAAGGGUAAGAUAAAAGCUUUACUUUGUACAAAUGUAAAUAGAUCAAGAGUAAGUAACAUAAUACAUUAAUACUUCUUAAAAUGUGCUAUUUGCAAACUUAAUAUCAGCGAGUGCAGUCGGCUACGGCUGCGUUCCCAUAUAUUGUUAUAGACAGCUAAACCCUUCAACUAUGCAAUGAAUGUUAGGGCUUUUCACAAAAGCCCUCCUAACUCAAAGGAGCCUUUUCAGAUCCAUUUACAACAUACUUAAGGUCAUAUUUUCCCUGAACAAGCGCUUACGUGAUAGGACUCUGUUUUCCUUGCUUGUUUUUUUUCCCAAACGGAGAAACAUCCUAUUUUGCAAAUCGGACCCGGGCUGAAACUUGGCUCGCGAAGUUAAACUGCUCGCGGGCCGUGGGGGGGUGGGGGUGGGGGGUGGGGGUGGGGUGGAGCACAGCCCCCGGGAAAGAGAGCCGAGGGCCUGAACACCCAGUGCCAGGGAGGAUGGGAGCUGUCAGACGCCAAAAUCAGGGGACACAGACAGGUCGCCACCAUCAGUCACGUGACUUCACACACACCUCAUGUGGGAACCAUGCGUGUUUUAGUGUGUCCUGUUUCCUGUCUGUACACGCCUCCUCGGUUUGUAAUGAGAUUCGAUUACAUCCAAACACAUCCUGAAAGAAAGCUUCACGUUUUCUCAGAUGAUGGAUAUGUUUUCACUGUUUUCAAUAACUGAUGGGUUUAAGGUGCACGUUUCCUAAUGUGACUCGCUGUGUUCCAGUUGGUAAUAAAGUCUGGGAAAUAGCCGGCAGGUCGACCUUGGGGAGCCAUGGAGAAUUACAGAGGGUGAGCAGUGGCAGAGACAAAGUUCUGUGUGUGCGUGUGUUUUUAAUUUUGCACCAACCUUAAUGUGUCUUCAUACUUUUAUAAUACAUUAAGCCUCUUGUCUACAUAUUUGGAGAGAAUAUGACUUUACUAGCAGAGAAAUACAAUAUAUCUUGUCUACUGGACUGUAAAAUAUAUGUAUGAAAUAAAAUUAGUUCCAUUGGGUCCUUCUAGUAUAUUAAAGUGCUAUCUGAUGUUGUUAUCCUGUUUUUGCAAAAAAGAAAAAAAAAGUUAACUACAGACCAUUGUUUCUAAUAAGCAGAGAGAUCUAUUUUAGUAGUAAACUGAAGGUUUAGUUGUGAGCUUCAGAUUUUGUGAACUCCAGAUGUUGUGUAGUGUUUUUUUUUUUUUUUAAAGACAACAACUAAAAAGAAAAAAAAAAAACCCCAAGGAAUAUAUACACUGGAACUAUAGUGGUAGCUCUCGGUAUUGUAAAGAGAUUGUUCUAUACAGACCUUUUUGCUGUUUACCCUGUAUGUAAUAAAGUCCUUUCUAGACCCUCUGUGAAAAGACGCGUGAAAACCGACUGAGUUUUCAGCAUGUUCUCAUCGGCGGAGCCUUCUUGUGUAAUGUAAACUGUGCCAUGUUAUUAAAAAAUGUGAACCAA